CCAAGAACAGAUCCAUAUUAAAAAAUAAGCCUUAUUGUAGAAAUAAUCCAGUGAAUAAAGCUGUAUAUAAAGCUGAGAUAGCUUCUCUCUGGGCUCCAUGCACAGAAGACAGGAAGGUUUAGGAAUGUUUUUCAUGGCUGCUGGAAGCAAGGAUUCAUUUAAACCUGGAAUGGUUUCAAAAUGUGAGCUUCAGCAGAGAAAUCUUGGAAAAUGCCAAGUCAGGAGUGCUCUGGAGUGGUGUUUGGUGUAGGAAGCUUUUUAUUUGGUCAAGAGCAGCCAGUUCCAUGUUUUCUCUGAUGAAGUGAGCACAGAAUCACCCUUUCAGCAAGAUUAGGUAACACUGUUACUGAGUAAGCAGGAAGAUGAAGUAGUUUUACAUCACUUGUAACAAACUAGCUGGAAUCAGGCUAGUUUGGAAUCCUUUGAUGUUAAGUGAGGUUUCUGCACCAUCAGAUGAGCAUAUGUUUACAAGAGUAAAGGCCAUUUGUAUGUGGAGAGACUCAAUUAUUUUAAAUUAAAAUAAUUGUCAAAGAUUCUCUGACAGGCUCAAGCAGCAAUGCAAAACUGCCUGGAGCUUUGUGUUGAGGCCACUUGAUAAAAUAUGUGAGUGGCCACACAUCCCUGUCUGCCCCUCACACCCCCAUUCUUCACAUCACACUACAGACUUGUCAGCUACAGGAACAUGACUCAGAGUUAUCAUUAACCCCACUGCAACAACACACUUCUCCUGGGUUCCUCCAGUCUUAGCACAAAUAGGUCAGUGGAAAAGAUUCCUGCUUGUGCACACAGUCUGUGCUUGCCUCUAGGGAUAAAGGUAACUUAGAACACAACUGCAUCAAUGUGACAGCAACACUUGUAAUGCUGCCACGCAGCAGAUGGAAGCAGUUUCGUUAUGGAGAAUGUUGCUUAAGGUCUUGUUACAGAGAGGAAAAGUGGAAAUCACAAGUGAUCAUAUCACAGGCUUAUCCUUGUCCUUUUCCAAUCAAUGUUAUUAUUUAAGUACCAGUUCAUUACAGCAUUCUUGUCCAGAUUAAGACAGUAAAAUUAAGGUACAAACCACAUACUUUUAUCUGCUUGUGCCCUCAUCUCUGGUCCUUAAGGCAAGGGGACAGAAAAACAUUGCUUUGUUAGCUGUUCUAGAAAAUGCCAGCCAAGUCCCAGGCACAUAUUUAUGACAUGACACAGAGGUCAAAAGCCACAGAGCCUGAGACUUAAUGGCUGCUGUGUACUUGGAUUUUCCUCUAUUUGGAGGUACUAGUGAGAAUGUGUGUCAGGUUGCACCAUAAUCCCAUCCCCAUUCACUAAGUUUUGGAAUGUAUAUAAACAGAAUAUAUGUCCCCAUGCCUGCCCUACUGCCUCGUGCAGCUGUUGACAUGUUCUCUCAAUGUUUACGUGUGAAAACAAGAGUGCUGGAAAACAACCUCUUGGGAAAACACUGAGGAUUGUUCUCCAGCCUGGGGGUGCUCCACCAGGAACAGUCAACUCUUUGUCAGGAACAUCAACUGGACACACAAACUCACUGGGGGUUUGUUCUGGGCCUCUCUGCUUCAGAAACCAAAUAAGAAUCCAUUCUGGCCUUGUCUUCAUCUACAGAGUUAUUGCCCCCCCUUUCAAGGUAAUACUUCUCAGUGCUCAGUAUUGGGGUAAAUUUGUGGAGAUUUGCCAAACUACUGUUGCUUGACUUUUUUUCCUAUUUGGAGGUGUUCAAAAACACUUCCAUCCCUGGGGUGACAGGGGAUGGUGACAGCUCACUUUACCCCAGCCCAUGACUUUCCAUGCCUAUGGCUCCUGAGUAAAGAUCAAGCAGCUUCUGCUCUUCCAAACACUCUCCUGCUGUUCCUGUUUGACCCUAGCAUAGCACAGGUAAAAUGGAGAAAUAUUUCACUCCAUAAAAUAUUUUACUCCAUUUAUUUUUUUAAAAUAAAAAGCACAAAGCAUGCAGAGAAGUGGUUACACAUUUCAGGCCUCAACCUGUUCAAAUAAACUCUAGUAGCAAAUAACUGUACACCACUCUCUGUGGCUCUGAAGAGAUUUGUGGCUUUAGAGAUAAAUUCACAAUUGCUUUUCGGCAUGGUUUUACUUCCCUUUUCAGAACAGGAGUGUAUCACACAGCAUCCUGAUGAAAUUCUCAGCAAGCAAAGUGGGUUUCCUGUUAAAAAGUCAUUCCCAGCUAUUGAUGUAAAAUGUUCCAGAGAGCUCAGCUGAAUUUGGCUGCAAGGAAUUUGCACAAACCACGACAAACUGAGAGGUGUUCUCAGAACACAAACUGUGCAGUUUAAUCUGCCCUAUUGUGCUGGUACCAAACUAUGUCUGGAGCUGCAGCUGGCUAAAUGAAGAGCCCAGCGUUGCUGUGUGUAUUAUAAGCAGGACAGGAUUUCACAAUAGCUUUGUAUAACCCCUUUGUGCAGAUAUCCAAGGGCUAAGAGGGCUGAUUAACCUCAAAUGCCGCUCAGAACAGCCAGCCAUCAGAGAACACUGUCUGUCUUUCAUAACAUGCCAGCAAAAAUCUCGUGAGGAUGGUCUCAGCAGAGUGUGCAGCCAGAUUUCUACCUACCCUUCACCCCUGUGGUCAAAAGGAAAAGCUGGCAUUCUGUAUAGCACCACUUUCCCAUAAUCCAAGUCAGGUGGGGGGAAGAGACACAUUAUUCAUGUGAAAUCCUUUCUCCCAAAGCACAAAACCUGCCACUGACCCUGUCAUAAGUGGGCACCCAGCCAUGGCAAACAGGGGAAGUUACACAAGGGUGCAAAACUGUUUAUGGAGCCAGAUCACACACUAGUCCCAGUGUUGCCUGGUGGAUAGUAGGUGGGGCCUUUGGCAUUUGCGUGGGGGCUCUCCAAUGAGACCCAGAGCAGGACAAGGCUCCAGCCUUCUGGUUUUCAUAACAGCAGCCCCCUCCAGUAGGGUUGAGGCAUGGGAGGAGCUUGCCCAAACUCAAAUAAACACUGACAUGCAGCAUCUUAUGAGGAUGUGCAGCCUCCACAGGACACACUGCAACAGCUGGAAGGACAAGCACUGAAACUCUCUGGCAAGAUGAUCAAGUCCUUCAAGCAAACAUUUCUGUCCCUGGACCUGCAGUCCCCUCGUUGGAGCUCAGCAGAGGCAAUGGCAAAGGACUAUGAACUGCGUCAGUAUGAGACAGCCAAGUGGGUCAGCACAGUCAUUAGGGGGGAAACCCAGAAGGAAGCCAUGCGCCAGGGCUUCUGGAAACUCUUCCACUACAUCCAGGGAAAGAAUGAAAAAGAAAUGAAGAUUGAUAUGACUGUGCCAGUGACCUGCCUGGUAAAAUCAGGCUGCACAGACUUCAAGAUCUCUUUCUUUGUGCCAUUUGAACACCAGGACUGCCCUCCCCAGCCCACUGACUCUGAUGUGUUCAUUGAGGAACGGAAGGCAGCAGCCCUCUUUGUCCGGUCCUUUGGUGGAUUUGCCUCCCCAGAGAAAUAUGCUGAGGAAGCUGAUGCCUUGGCCAGAACCUUAAGAAACAGAGGCCAACCAUUCCACGAAGACUUCUUUUAUACUGCAGGCUAUGACAGUCCCUUCAAGCUCUUUAACAGGCAUAAUGAAGUGUGGUAUUUUAAAAAGUAACACCAUGGGGGAAUAUUAAGAGGCUACUAAUCAGCUCUGGAUGAAAACAGACAUUGGCUUUUUAAUGCAGAAGAAAUUUAAUUCACAUGUGGACGCUGUGUAAAUUUAUUUUCUCUCGGAUUAAGUACUUUUCUGGAUAAAAACAUUUUUAAAAUGUAAUUCAAGACCAUACCAGGUAGAGGGGGUGGGAAACAAAGUUAGUCCUCCUAUUGAAAGAUUCUAAGCAACACUAAUAAUGUGGAAAUAAUCCUGCUGAAUUUGAAGUAUGUAGUUUAUUUCUCAUUAGAAGUGCUACAGCAGUAGUUGGAACUGUUAUGGAAAGGGAGUUCUUCAUAACUAACUUUCAUAAGCUGACUUCCCUCAUAUUGACUCCACCCCUGAGACCAGGGAGGAAUUCAAAUUUUUCAGAGAAGCAAGCUUCCAUUAAGAAGCAUUAGAAAGCUGAAACAUCUUAGCAGGCCUUAGUGACUUAUAAACAGUAACUGUUGGUAAUUAGUAUUAUCAAAUUCUCCCAUCUCCUAAACUUCUUCCCUCCUGAAGACCAAGUGUUGUGCUGUUUAAAUCCAGAACCCUUGGAAAUGGGUUAUUAAAUCCUAGCUGUACACUUGUUUUGAGAUCUGCACCUGAAUAUGUAAUGCCAGGAUUACUGAUAGACUAUGACUUCAGUAGCAUAUAUAUAAAGUUUAGCUCUCUCCUUAAAACACUGGAAACAGUCCUUAAGUUAAUUAGUUUUGACUAAAUAUGGUCCCUUGCAGCUUGCACACCAGCAGUAUUUGACACCUCACUU
Messenger RNA from Serinus canaria (Common canary), 4370 nucleotides. It is a transcript of the gene HEBP2, whose product is annotated as heme binding protein 2. Bases 3032 to 3583 code for a protein of 183 amino acids. NCBI's taxonomy places the organism in Eukaryota, Metazoa, Chordata, Aves, Passeriformes, Fringillidae. The transcript has 5 exons. The record is from RefSeq and is a predicted model, not a curated record. Gene Ontology annotation, cellular component: cytoplasm.